Messenger RNA from Salvia hispanica, 1115 nucleotides. RefSeq names its product protein RGF1 INDUCIBLE TRANSCRIPTION FACTOR 1-like. Lineage: Eukaryota; Viridiplantae; Streptophyta; Magnoliopsida; Lamiales; Lamiaceae. The record is from RefSeq and is a predicted model, not a curated record.
CUUAGGCUUUCCUUUCCCCUUCCCCUUGAUUUCAAUAGAAAAAACAUUGUCCACAUUCAUUUCCUCCCAUUCUUCAAAUUUCACCAAAAACUCCACUAUUUCUGCCCCUGCAAUCAAUGGUCAGUUUCUACGGCGGCGGCAGCAAGUGGCCGCCGUGGCUGCGGCCGCUGCUGCAGAGCAGCUUCUUCGGCCAAUGCAAGGCGCACGCGGCGGCGGCGCACAAGAGCGAGUGCAACAUGUUCUGCUUGGAUUGCAUCGCCGCGCCGCUCUGCUCACUCUGCCUCGACUCUCACAGGGAUCACCGCCGCAUUCAGAUUCGGAGAUCGUCGUACCACGACGUGAUUAGAGUGGGGGAGAUUCAGAAGUUUCUGGAUAUCGGAGGUGUCCAGACCUACAUUAUCAACAGCGCGAAAAUCGUGUUUCUGAAUCAGCGCCGCCGCCCCGGGAAAGGCGCCGCCGCCAAUUCCUGCUGCGUCUGCGACCGCAGCCUCCUCGAUUCCUUCACUUUCUGUUCCAUUGGCUGCAAGAUCGCCGGAACAUCGAAGAAUUCCGAUAAGGAGAAGAUGAGGAUUGAUGAUGGCGGCCGGGCCUCGGACUCGGAGACGUUGACCGGCGCCUGCUUUCAUAAACAAGGUUUUGGAAGGAAAGCGCAGAGCUUCAGUCCGUCGACUCCGCCACAGACCGCCGUGGCAAAGCGGCGGAAAGGCGUUCCUCGCCGAGCUCCCAGCGGCGCCGUUUUAAAUGAAUAAUGCAUUAUGUUUAUUAAAGGAUAAAUUGAAAUUGAAAAUAAAAAUAAAAAAAGUUUAGCAAAAUGGUGUGUAGUGCAUUUGUUUGCAACAUAGCUGUACGUAGUAAAUAGAAAAUAAAUAAAAUGAGAGUAUCGGGUAUGGCUCGACAUGUGCGGGGGUAUUCGAUACCAGGUCAGGUUGAGGUUGGAUAUUUCCCAAAACCCGACUCUCGUUUUACCCGCACUAAUGAGGGACAAGAGGGAUAAGCCUUAUGAUCGGAUAGUUACGUUUAACCCAAAUAUGAAUGUGACUAAGUAUGAACUAGUACUAUGCGUUUGUAAUGAUGCUUCUCACAAAUAAUUAUAUCCAAUUUUUGUUGGGUCUUCA